Molecule: messenger RNA, 1832 nt
Organism: Hevea brasiliensis (rubber tree)
Lineage: Eukaryota; Viridiplantae; Streptophyta; Magnoliopsida; Malpighiales; Euphorbiaceae
Product: phosphomevalonate kinase, peroxisomal
Exons: 11
Coding region: 203-1714 (503 amino acids)
Biological process (GO): isopentenyl diphosphate biosynthetic process, mevalonate pathway
Cellular component (GO): peroxisome
Molecular function (GO): ATP binding; phosphomevalonate kinase activity
Source: RefSeq, a predicted model, not a curated record
GAAAGAAAGUUUUGACUUUUUUAACGUUAAGACCAAAGAGACACAAGUGCGAGCUGAUCUUCGUCCUCUUCGCUGGAUCUUCACUCUCCGCAUCUGCUUCCAUUACUUGCCUUAUCAAAUUUUGUCACUUUGAACAGAGCUAAUAAAAAAUCGGAUUGCAGAUUUCAGAAAUUAACAGAGGCAGAGAGAGAGAAAAGACGCAAUGGCUGUAGUUGCUUCUGCUCCGGGUAAGGUGUUGAUGACUGGGGGUUACCUCAUAUUGGAAAGACCCAAUGCAGGGAUUGUACUCAGCACAAAUGCUCGAUUCUAUGCCAUUGUGAAGCCUAUUUACGAUGAAAUCAAACCUGAUAGUUGGGCAUGGGCAUGGACUGAUGUGAAAUUAACAUCUCCCCAACUAGCAAGGGAAAGCUUGUACAAAUUGUCACUGAAAAAUUUAGCUCUUCAGUGUGUCUCUUCAAGUGCAUCAAGGAACCCUUUUGUGGAACAAGCAGUGCAAUUUGCUGUAGCAGCUGCACAUGCAACACUUGACAAAGAUAAGAAGAAUGUCUUAAACAAGCUACUCUUGCAAGGUCUUGAUAUUACAAUAUUAGGUACCAAUGACUUCUAUUCAUACCGAAAUGAGAUUGAAGCAUGUGGACUCCCUUUGACACCAGAAUCAUUGGCUGCACUUCCUUCUUUUUCCUCAAUCACCUUCAAUGUAGAGGAAGCAAAUGGACAAAACUGCAAGCCUGAGGUAGCUAAAACUGGAUUGGGUUCAUCAGCAGCAAUGACCACUGCUGUAGUUGCUGCUUUACUUCAUCACCUUGGAUUAGUUGAUCUUUCAUCCUCUUGUAAAGAGAAGAAAUUUUCUGAUCUUGAUUUGGUACAUAUAAUAGCCCAAACUGCCCAUUGUAUUGCACAAGGGAAAGUCGGCAGUGGAUUUGAUGUUAGUUCUGCAGUUUAUGGCAGUCAUCGUUAUGUGCGCUUCUCUCCAGAAGUGCUUUCCUCUGCUCAGGAUGCUGGGAAAGGAAUUCCAUUACAGGAAGUCAUUUCUAACAUCCUAAAAGGAAAAUGGGACCAUGAGAGGACUAUGUUUUCCUUGCCACCAUUGAUGAGCCUGCUACUAGGUGAGCCAGGAACUGGAGGAUCUUCCACGCCAUCAAUGGUAGGUGCUGUAAAGAAAUGGCAGAAGUCUGAUACUCAGAAAUCCCAAGAAACAUGGAGAAAGUUGUCAGAGGCAAAUUCAGCACUUGAAACGCAAUUCAAUAUUUUAAGCAAGCUCGCAGAAGAACAUUGGGACGCGUAUAAAUGUGUGAUAGACAGUUGCAGCACAAAAAACUCAGAGAAGUGGAUUGAGCAGGCAACUGAACCCAGCCGAGAAGCAGUUGUUAAAGCAUUAUUAGGAUCAAGAAAUGCCAUGCUUCAGAUCAGAAAUUACAUGCGCCAGAUGGGUGAGGCUGCAGGUGUUCCGAUAGAGCCUGAAUCACAGACUCGACUUUUGGAUACUACUAUGAAUAUGGAUGGAGUCUUGUUGGCUGGAGUUCCUGGAGCAGGUGGGUUUGAUGCAGUCUUCGCUGUUACCUUAGGGGACUCUGGUGCCAAUGUGGCAAAAGCUUGGAGUUCACUCAAUGUUCUGGCCCUGUUGGUUAGAGAAGACCCUAAUGGUGUUUUGUUAGAAAGAGGCGAUCCAAGAACCAAGGAAAUCACAACAGCUGUUUCUGCAGUUCAUAUUUGAGCAAAAGGCAUAUCAUUCAGUCGUAGUUGAUAAACUAUGCCCACCAUCACAAAGGUGGGAAAUGCAAUCUGUCAAAGGAACUCUCAAUUGACAAUCAAUAGAUUUGCUUUUUGGAAUA